GUUCCUAGAAAAAAAAGAAGGUAAAGAGUUUCAAGAACCUAUAAAUAUAAUGGAUCGACAUUUUGUUGUCACAUGAAAGAGGGUUUUAUACCUUUUCAUUAGUAAUAAUAGGAUGUGGUCGUUACGUGGAUGUAGUUAGAGCGUCACCAUUGAUUUACUAUUUUUAUUAGUAGACCUACACACUCCAUUAGUUACUUCGUAUAACGCAUAACAAGAACGCAAACAUAAAUUACGAUGAAGUUUAUAACUUCAUAAUCAAUAUAUACACAAGCACACACAUAUAUAUACACAUAUAUGACUUUAUGGGAUGAGAUAAUGUGGAAGAAAUUCUUGAAGAACGUGCAGUAAAACACUCUACGCGAUAAUAAUAUCUAGAUGCACAUGUAUGGUCCAUAUGCAUGCAUGCUCUUUGAAAUUUUUCCUACGCGGAGCAUUAACUCGAUGUUUAGUGAGGGAAAAAGAAAAACAGAGAAGGACGUCACCGAAGGUCGAAGAAAGAGGCAUGAGGCGGUGACGGACAGUUAACGGCGUUUAGGGGAGGAAACGACAACUUAGGACGCCACAGUGUGUGUGAGGAGGGAGAGAGAGGGGGGGUAGGAGUAAUAGUGGACAGAAUUAAAGAUUUGUCUGUAUUCCGAAACAAGUCCGAAUGUUGGAAGCUAAGGAAGCAAAAAGCUUACACCUCAUGAAGCUCUCGAAUGGCGGCACCGCAUCCCCCACUCCUUUAACCUAGUUCCCCCCACUAUUUCUCCCCCAUCCUCUCAUUUUUCUCGUUCUUCAAUUCCACAGACAUAGACAUAUAUAUAACAGAGGAGGAUUUCUUUCCCUUUUUUUUUUUGGGUUUCUCUCGUGUUCUUUGGAGUUUUUUCCUUUAAAGGUUUUGGGAGGUGGGCAAUGGUUGUUUGAGGAAAUAAAAGUCGGGAUCUUUCUUGUGAAAACAGGAUGGUCUUUUCCUCUUUGUCUUCAAGUUUACGAGAAGAGGCAUUCGUUUGUCAAACUUGACCUUUUCCCCCCUUUUACUUCCUCCAUUUCUCUGCGCUUGUGUUUUUUUUUUCACACUUUGAUUUUGAGGGUUUUUUAGGCUUCUAGUUGUUGUUUGUGGUAAAAAGCUGGAACCUUGGGGAGAGGAAAAGGCUAGGUUUUUUUUUCCCAUUCCCAGGUUCAGUUACAGUGAGAAAUACAUAAAACAGAAGGGGUUCUGCCUUCUUUCUGUUUCCUUUCUGUUCUUGUGUGUUUUUUUCUGGGAGAUGAAUGGUUGUUAUUUGAGUGAAGAAAAGGUGAUAGCUUGAAGAGAAAAAGGUCGGUUUUUUUCCCAAAUCUUUUUUAGCGGAUUUGCAUGAGAUAAAGAGAGAUAUUUAGAUAGAUAGAAAGGGUUUUCAUGGGUUCAAGAGACGUGUUAGUUGGGGCAAGAGCAUAGCGUAGACAAGGUUUUGCUUCUGGGUUUGGAUUUGGAGUUCAAGAACACUCGCAUAAAGGCAUCAUGGUGCUUCCCCAUCACAGUACAUCAUCAUCAUUGUCAUCAUCAUCAUCAUCGUCCUUCUCUUCCUCGUCCUUCUGUUGCUGUUAUGAUGGAGGUAUUAGUAGCAGUACCGCUGGUGGUCCUUUGUUUUGUGCUUCAAACAGCCAGACAUUCACUCCUUGUCUCAGUAACAUGUUCUACCACGUCGGUUCCACUGGCGCUGCUUCAUCAACAGACCCUUUUUCUACUCUAACCUCUUCAGGGGAAACGGGAACAAUGAGUAUAAGUGAGAAGGCAUGUGCUUUCAGUGAAGCUCAGUUGCAAGAGUUUGAGAGGCAGAAGAGUAUAUAUAGCUGAAAAAGGCGGUACACUUCAAUUGGGGAUUGCUUCAAGUGCAAGCAACAGCAUGGAUCUGGAGCCAUGGCGGUGCCGAAGGACAGACGGGAAGAAAUGGCGGUGUUCAAGAAACGUCAUUCCUGAUCACAAGUACUGUGAAAGACACUCUCACAAAAACCGCCCCCGUUCAAGAAAGCAUGUGGAAUUACCUCCUCACACUGUCAAUCAUGGAACCUCCACCAUAGCCGCGGCCGCUAAGAACAAUACUACUGACCAGUUGGUUAGGACUUACCUUCAAAAUCCUAACUUUUACGGCCAACCCGAGACCCAAUUGGCUAUGUAUCCCCCUCUGGCCUCUGCUUCCUCUUCAUAUGAUCAACACAGGGGCUUGAGGUGGUUUAUGAAGGAUGAUGAUGCUUCUGUAAUGAAUUGUUCAACCCACGAAUUGGGUGAAAUGAUUCAGCUGAAGGUGGGAUCAAGCCAAGAACCCGGAAGAUCCAACGGCAACAGCCUCGGGUUCGAUCACAAUCUUAAUUUCGGACAGAAGGAACAGCUGGUAAGCCAGAGCUUCGGCUCGGUGGAGGGCCUUAUGAGUCUAAACCAGACACAUUCCCUAGAGACAAGGCACUUCAUUGACGCAUUUGCAAAUGAAGCAAUGGGAAGCUCCCUCUCACUGUCUAUGGCUGGAGAGGUAGAAGGCAACAGAAAUGAAGCAGUGGAUGGCUUGAUGGGUUCGAACCAUCAGCAGCAGUGGAUGUGCCACGAGGGGGGAUUGUCGUGGUUGGGGUCGCCGCCUGGUGGGCCGUUGGCUGAAGCCUUGUGCCUUGGCGUCUCGAGUAAUGGUAGCGGCUGCAGCAUCAGUAGUGCCACCACCAGUAGCUGCAGCAGAAGCUCAAACUGAAAAGACAAAAACUGUGGACUGGUCAGUGAAAGAGUUCAGAUGAUCUUCUUCUUAAAUACGUUUUACAGUUCUCAGUCAUUUUUAGAGAAACUGAAAUCUCUGGGUUCGGUGUUUUUGCCCAGUUGGGAUCUUAGGCUUUGUUCAAUCCGAUUUCUUGUUUUCUGAAACUGUUGUGUUCGUUGUCUCGUCCUCUGCUCUCUCUCUCUCUCUGAUGUACGUUGCGUUGAAAUUCUGAAAAUUUCUGCACCGGAAAACAGGGAAAACCCAAUGGAUC
Molecule: messenger RNA, 2970 nt
Organism: Tarenaya hassleriana
Lineage: Eukaryota; Viridiplantae; Streptophyta; Magnoliopsida; Brassicales; Cleomaceae
Product: growth-regulating factor 8
Exons: 4
Coding region: 1866-2696 (276 amino acids)
Biological process (GO): DNA-templated transcription; developmental process
Cellular component (GO): nucleus
Source: RefSeq, a predicted model, not a curated record